Necator americanus (New World hookworm) is the source of this 852-nucleotide messenger RNA. RefSeq lists its product as uncharacterized. The transcript has a single exon. The coding region runs from base 1 to 852 and encodes 283 amino acids. Lineage: Eukaryota; Metazoa; Nematoda; Chromadorea; Rhabditida; Ancylostomatidae. The record is from RefSeq and is a predicted model, not a curated record.
AUGGAGAAAAUCAUCUACUUCUUCUACUCUGAUCUCUUUGACAGUCAUGUCCACUUGCCAUCUGAGGCAAGACGGACAUGUCAUUCCAGAGGUUCUCCCGUCCGAAAUACCACAUGCUAUCAUGUCGGUAACAAAUCGUACGGUCCCGACAGAAUAAGACCAGAACACCUGAAGAACCUUCCGCCAGUACUCAUCAACACCCUGACGAGGCUCUUUGCACGUUACCUGUCGAAAUGCAAGGUUCCUAAACAGUGGAAGACCAGCAAGACCGUGUUGUUGUAUAAGAACGGAGAUCCACAUGACAUCGGCAACUAUCGUCCAAUCUGCCUACUGUCCGUCAUCUACAAGCUCUUUACAAGAGUAAUCCUUAAUUGGAUUGAAAAAGUCUUGGAUGAAGGGCAGCCAUUCGAGCAAGCAGGGUUUCGAAAAGGAUUCAGCACGAUUGACCACAUUCACACUGCUUCGAAACUCAUCGAGGUAUCACGAGAGUACAAGAUGCCGCUCUGUCUCACCUUCAUCGACUUGAAGAAGGCCUUCGACUCAGUUGAGACGGAAGCGGUCGUGGAAGCCUUGGACAACCAAGGCGCCCCUACUCAGUACAUAAAGGUACUUCGAGAGUUGUACAGUAAAUUCACGACCGGAAUUUCGCCAUUCUACAAGAACGUCAUCAUUGACGUGAAGAGGAGAGUACGACAGGGUGAUACAAUUUCACCGAAAAUAUUCACAGCCACCCUCGAGAACGCAAUGCGAAAGUUGGAAUGGGACGACAUGGGAGUGAAGGUUGAUGGUCGGCAGCUACACCAUUCGCGCUUUGCUGAUGACAUCGUACUGAUAACACCUAGCAUCAGCUAA